This is a messenger RNA of Cicer arietinum (chickpea), 1592 nucleotides long. RefSeq names its product triose phosphate/phosphate translocator, chloroplastic. Gene Ontology annotation, biological process: transmembrane transport. NCBI's taxonomy places the organism in Eukaryota, Viridiplantae, Streptophyta, Magnoliopsida, Fabales, Fabaceae. The record is from RefSeq and is a predicted model, not a curated record. Gene Ontology annotation, molecular function: transmembrane transporter activity. Gene Ontology annotation, cellular component: membrane.
AACGAGAACCACACCAGCAGUAGCAACAUCAUCCAUAUAUCACUCUCUUCUUCUCUAUCGCCUUUCCACAUUUAGAUUCCCAUGGAGUCGCGAGUGUUGUCACGCGCCACCACUCUAUCCUCCCUCCCUCGCCUCAACAAACUGCCGCGUGUAUCCCUCGUCAAUGCUUCACUCCUCUCCGUCAAAGCGAUCGGCUCUGUCGCUGAUGGCGGGAACCUCGUUUGGGGAAGACAACUUCGUCCGGAGCUUUGCUCGCCGGUGUUGAAAAAAGAUGCUGUACUCCUCCGCCCUUGCCUCGCUGCCGCCGAGGGAAAUGAUUCCGCCGGGGAAACGAAGGUAGCUCCAGUCGGGUUCUUCAGCAAGUACCCGGCUCUUGUUACCGGUUUUUUCUUCUUCACUUGGUACUUCUUGAAUGUGAUUUUCAACAUCCUCAAUAAGAAGAUCUAUAAUUAUUUCCCCUAUCCUUACUUUGUGUCGGUUAUCCAUUUAUUCGUGGGUGUGGUGUAUUGUUUGGUGAGCUGGACUGUGGGCCUUCCUAAGCGCGCUCCUAUAGAUGCGAACCUGCUGAAGUUGCUCAUACCUGUAGCUGUGUGUCAUGCAUUAGGCCAUGUGACCAGCAAUGUCUCAUUUGCUGCAGUUGCUGUUUCUUUCACACAUACCGUUAAAGCUCUUGAGCCAUUCUUUAAUGCUGCUGCUUCACAAUUCAUACUUGGACAAUCAAUUCCUAUCACUCUUUGGCUCUCACUUGCUCCCGUUGUUAUUGGUGUGUCAUUGGCGUCGUUGACUGAGCUCUCAUUCAAUUGGCUCGGCUUCAUAAGUGCUAUGAUUUCAAACAUUUCAUUUACAUACAGGAGUAUCUAUUCAAAGAAAGCCAUGACUGAUAUGGAUAGUACCAAUAUCUAUGCCUACAUUUCCAUCAUUGCUCUAAUUGUCUGCUUACCACCGGCCAUAAUUUUGGAAGGGCCUAAACUGUUGAAGCAUGGUUUCAAUGAUGCAAUUGCUCAAGUAGGUUUGGUCAAGUUUGUAUCAGAUCUCUUCUGGGUUGGUAUGUUUUACCACCUCUACAACCAGGUGGCCACCAACACAUUGGAGAGAGUGGCUCCUCUUACUCAUGCAGUUGGCAAUGUACUGAAACGUGUAUUUGUCAUUGGAUUUUCAAUUAUAAUCUUCGGUAACAAGAUUUCCACCCAAACUGGUAUUGGAACUGCCAUUGCAAUUGCUGGAGUGGCACUCUACUCCUUCAUCAAAGCUAAGUUGGAGGAAGAGAAGCGACAAGCAAAAGCAGCAUAAGGUGUCAACUUGGAGGAUGUCUUGCACUGUAAAUCAUCACAAAUUUCCUUCAAAAUAAUUUGACUUGUUCAGUAUUUGUACUAUCCUUGUGAUAGCGUCCAUUUCAUUUUCCUUCUUUAUUUUUGUCAAAUAUUUCCCUUUUCCCCCCCUUGUUCAUUCAGAAAACAAGGACUUGCUGAUUUGCAGUCUUUUGAUGACUGAGAAAUGAUGUAUCCAUGAUUGUCAUAAAGAGCCCUUAAAACUAUAAUUAUCAAAGUUGUAAAAUUGGUCAAUAAUCAACGGCUAGCUAUGUUUAUUCAACA